Molecule: messenger RNA, 1884 nt
Organism: Capronia epimyces CBS 606.96
Lineage: Eukaryota; Fungi; Ascomycota; Eurotiomycetes; Chaetothyriales; Herpotrichiellaceae
Exons: 1
Coding region: 1-1884 (627 amino acids)
Molecular function (GO): protein binding
Source: RefSeq, a predicted model, not a curated record
AUGUUGCAAGAACUGCCCGUCGAGGUCAUCCAGCAGAUCACCGGAUGCUUACCCACGGCGACGUCGAUAGUCAACCUUGGCCUGACCAACCGCAAGCUCCAUGAAAUCGUCUCGGCCGACGACUAUGCUGUUUUCAGGGGGUUUGUGCGAGGGACAUUCCCAUCGAUCAGGACGCCUCCGCUGUGGAGAGAUGCCGCUCGUGUCUUGACAUCGCGGUCUCGGGCCUGGGACCGUCGAGCAUUCAUUGGGCGACAAUGCCAUCCACCACCGGACGCAGUUGUCCUCCCGCAGGGCCAAAGAGCACGCAUCGUAUCUGGCUACCAACCAGUCAUUGACAGCUACGAAGACUGGCAAGGAGGCCCUUGGUCUAGUCGCAAGGAAGUUUUGGCCUGGGGAGCAGGCGGGAGAUUGAGAACGCGUACCAGCACGGACGGAGGAAUCACUUGGAGCUCUUUGCGGACACAGGAUGACCACAGGCAGGACCUUGACAUUCUUGAUGUCCAUCUCCUACGGCCGCACCAACACGACAACACCGAUGGCGAGACGAUCAUCCUGAUGAGGCCUGACAAGGAGGUGGUCAAAGUCGAGACGACAUCCACGCCCGAUGUAUUUAAUCAAAAGUCGACAUAUAUCAUACCAGCGAAUGAUAUAUCGUGUAUGGACGCUACCAAGGGCAUCCAACCAAUCCUCUCGUUAGUCGGCGGGUCUUCCAUUCGCCUAUAUCCAGUGCAUGGCGCGGAACGGAAUAUUCUACCAAUAGACACGGUACCCCUCCAAGAGAAAGACAAACGCCCGCGGUUUGCCAAGUUCUUAUCAGACGACACAUUAGCAGUCGGAAUGCAAUCGCUUCGUGGACAAGGCCGAGACCCGAUUCAGAUUUACAAUGUCAGUCCGACCGGGAUAUCAGUCAGGCCCGUUGCAGAGACAUUGCCCUUUUCCGAAUCCGCGGCUCCCAUCAUAGGGAGACACGGCGCCAAUGUGGUGGCGCCCUUGGACGACUUUGGCACGAGUACACGCCGUCCCGGCCAGAUGUUUCUGUCUGGCUGGACUGAUGGCGUGGUCUGGCUUCAUGACACACGCACCCCGAGGCCGGUGGCUGAGUACAUAGACAGUGUGGACGACGGUCAGAUUCUCUCGCUUUUGCCGAUCGGCCACGAACGCUUCCUCGCAGGAAGUUCUCAGAACGGUUGUCUGAAGACGUAUGACCUCCGCAUGACAGGAGGGCGAGUGUAUUCGUACCUCGAAGCCCGAGCCCGAGCCCGUUCUCCCAGUGCCGACGCUCCUACUUCCCUUGAAACGGGCUCUUCCAGCCCCACAAACAAUCAAUUCAACCACGCAACCUCUCCAUCUCCGUCUCCAUCUCCGUCUCCGCGCGACUUCAACAUCUUCCUCACUCCUGCCAUCAACUACGCCGAACAGCCAUGGGAGCCUCUUUCCCACCGGCGCCUGCGGCAGGACAACCGUUACCGCGGUUCCAUCUACUCGCUCUCCAGCCCGUCACCCAUGUCCCCGACCGUGUAUGCCGGGAUCAAGAAUCAUGUCAUGCAGCUCGACUUUGUGUGCACAGACGACUACCGAAGCGACGUACCGGGACUGGUUGAUCCGGUCUUGGGUCUAGACGAUCCGUCGAAUCGCGUCUUCGACUUCUCGUGCUACGAGCGGCCGCGGGAAGGACGGGAAAGUACGGAUCCGGUCUUGUUAAGGAAACAGAAACAGAUGAAUCUGACCGAGGAAAGGAGGAAUAGUAAUAGUGCCCGCAAAAUCGGUCGUGGAGGGCACAGCGUCAGAUCCGCACGUGUAGCUGCUGAUGACGACGGAUGGGAUGAGCGGUGGCAAUUAGAGACCCAUGAUGGCGUCCGUGAGGGGAUAAACUGGGGCCCGUAG